AGAAACGCAGGCUUGUGGUUUGAUUUAUUUACAACGCCGGCUUCGUCUCUCUCAGCCGUCGCCACGGAGAGUCAACCUCCCUCCUUGCCCCUGCCCGCUGACACUCAAACCACUGUGCUGGACUCUGCCAUGGCCAGUCAACAACGUGCUCUCCUCCAAGGAGAUCGUCUGGCGAAAGAGCUUGCGGCACAGCAAGCAAGGGCGGCUGCCAGGGCGUACGUGACCGAUAAAGGGUGCAUGAACGUCUCUGUCACUGAGAGGGUCCUCAAUAGAGGCACCUACUCCGGCGCUGAGGCGGAAGAAUUGGCCAUCGCUGCCGGAGGGGGCCUGUCAGUGCACAAGGACAACACACUCGAAAUCCUUCGGGAGCGAGAGCUUGGGAGGCAGAGGCAAGCAAAAGACGCGCAGAAGGAGGCAAAUUUAAAAGCAAAACUUCUCCAGCAACAAGAGAAUUUUCGGAAAGAAAAAGCGACGGGCAAGGGGGACGUGGAAGGCCAAGGGAGCGUGGAGAGAGACUCGACUCCCCUCCCCGCAGGGUGGGAAGCCGUCAUGGACCCUCAGGGCUCCGGCGACUACUAUUACUGGCACGCGGGUACGAAUGUGACCACGUGGGAACGCCCUUCCUCCCAAAUUCCGACGGCUGUACCGUCAGGGGACACGGGUGUUCCGACUCUGAAAAACCACAAUCCGG
This is a messenger RNA of Nannochloropsis gaditana CCMP526, 691 nucleotides long. Its product is annotated as growth arrest-specific 7. Gene Ontology annotation, molecular function: protein binding. The record is from RefSeq and is a predicted model, not a curated record. The transcript has 2 exons. The annotation marks the transcript as partial.